CCACCAUAUGCUAUUCCAUAAAAUCAUGUCUUCAGAGUCUGUCCGCGCUAUCCAAAAGGUCUUCCUCUCUUCGCCUUCUUUCGCUGUCGUCGGCGCCUCUAAGGAUCAGACGAAGUUCGGUACGAAGGUUUUGAAAUGGUACCAAGCUCGAGAUUUGGAUGUUAAGCCUGUGCACCCGAAAGAGUUAGAACUGGAAGGGAUUGCUACAGUCCAGAAGAUCAGCGAUCUCCCCGUACCCGACAAGACGUCCAUCAGUGUCAUCACCAACCCUAAGAUCACCCUUGGAAUAUUGAAGGAAGCCAAGGAGCUCUCCGUGCCUGCCCUAUGGUUGCAACCAGGAGCUGAAGAUGCUGCAGUUGUCGAAUACAUCAACAAGAACGGGUUAGCGGAUCGCGUAAUUUACGGCGGUCCUUGUAUCCUUGUACAGGGUGAUGGCAUACGCAGCCAACUUUGAAGGCGCCG
Messenger RNA from Guyanagaster necrorhizus, 462 nucleotides. Its product is annotated as NAD-P-binding protein. The record is from RefSeq and is a predicted model, not a curated record. Bases 26 to 454 code for a protein of 142 amino acids. The transcript has 4 exons. NCBI's taxonomy places the organism in Eukaryota, Fungi, Basidiomycota, Agaricomycetes, Agaricales, Physalacriaceae.